Molecule: messenger RNA, 1122 nt
Organism: Solea solea (common sole)
Lineage: Eukaryota; Metazoa; Chordata; Actinopteri; Pleuronectiformes; Soleidae
Product: protein rapunzel-like
Exons: 1
Coding region: 49-729 (226 amino acids)
Source: RefSeq, a predicted model, not a curated record
UUCUAGACGUCCACAUCUACACACUGUGACCUCCACACCUGAACCACGAUGGACGAGGAGAUCAUCGAGGACCAGACCAAGCUGAAGCAGGGCCUGAUCCAAGUGCUGCACUGCGUGGCCACCAUCUCCUCAGCAGCAGCCGUGAUUAACCCCAUCUUCGGCGUGGCUGGCUCCCUGAUCCGGGUGGUGCUACACCACGUCGAUGAUGAGGACAUCCGCACCCUGAAACGUGAGUUUGGCUCGGUCCACCAAAGGCUGGACCAGCUGUCUCAGCAGAACCGUAACACUCUGGUGCAGAUCAAGAAGGAGACGCUGAACAGCCAGUACUGUCAGGUGGAGGAGAACCUGAAGAACCAGUUCAGGAAGUUCAUGGAGAUGGUGGAGGCACGGCCGGACCUCCGCGAACGCAAGAAGGAAGACUUCGAAGAGAGCUACAGCAAUGACUUGGGUGAUCAGAACCUACACACGCUCUAUGAUGGUGUGGUGGGUAAACCGAAGCUCUUCAGCAGGCCCAUCCUGGAGGUUUACCUCAAACACUCGGAGGGCGACCGUCAUACCAUGGAGCGACUCUGCACACGUCUCACCUAUCUGUUCUGCAUCGGGCUCAUCGCCCUCAUGGGACACGCGGCCGUCACCGGAGACGACGAAGAGAGUCUGUGCGAAGAGUGGGCCGAGAAGAUGGAGCGCGUGCAGGAUAAGAUGAAGGAAGCUCUGCGCUUGUGCAAAUGAAGAAGCGGCAUCAUAAAAAGAGCUCUUCUCCUCUGCUGCUUUCUCCUUCAUGCUCCAGGGUCCAUCUUCCUCCUCUGACUCUUAACGUUUCUCUUUCUCUAAGCACUUUGUUGGGUCACCAGUUGAGAACAUGUAAUGGAACAUGACUAUGCCAUGUGCCAUAAGACUUGAUGUCUGCCUGACAACAAUGUUAUUUUUAAACUUGUCUGGUUUCCUUAUAACCUCUGUAACCACCUAAAUCUAAAAUCGACAUCACUCACCACAGAACAUCCUGCUUACAAAGACACAUACACACACAUGAACUAACACCUGUAUAUACAUGUGCUCUCUGUUGUAUCUGCUCUAUAUUCUGAUCUCUGCUCUUGCAACAGCAUUAAAAACGUCUUCACUUAA